Molecule: messenger RNA, 1581 nt
Organism: Meloidogyne enterolobii
Lineage: Eukaryota; Metazoa; Nematoda; Chromadorea; Rhabditida; Meloidogynidae
Source: the annotation of a GenBank genome assembly
UUCUUUUUUUGUUUAAAUUGUUUUCGAAGGCAAAAAAUAAGUGUAUGACUAUGAAAUUAAUCUUCUCUUCACCAAUGUCUCUUGUUUGAAUAUGCCACAGGGCAAAUAGAGGAAGGAAAGGAAGCAGAAAAUCUGACCUUUAUGUACAAACUUAGGUAAGAAAAAUAAUUAGUUGCUACAGUUAGUUGCUACAAGUAAAAUACAUAUGUAAAGGAAAGGAAGAAAAGUCCGCAAAAAAAAGUCCGCAGAAAGGGCACCUCCAUCUUCAUAAGUACCCCGCAUUUUAUCCACUUCCUGACCAUAUGUCCUCUACUUUUUCCUUGCACGACCGGUAAAUCCAUCUUCCUAUUCAAGAAAUUUCCGGAGUCUUCUGCAAUCUUUUUAUAACAAUUUAUUUUUUUAGACCUUUCAAAAAAUAAAAUGGCAAAAUUUAUCAGGUUUCCCUUUCCCCUUUUUUACUUUACAAAUUUUUUCAGUUAUGACGACAUUGACAGAGCCCCUCAAGAACGCGCUCGUGGAAUUACUAUUAACAUUGCAAAUUUAGAAUAUGAAAGGCAUUAUGCACAUAUUGAUUGUCCUGGCCAUAGUGAUUAUAUCAAAAAUAUGAUAACGGGUGCAUCGCAAAUGGACGCUGCAAUUUUAGUUAUAGCUGCAACAGAUGGAGUUAUGCCUCAAACAAAAGAGCAUUUAAUGUUAGCUAAACAAAUUGGGUUGGAAGAAGUUAUUGUUUUUAUUAAUAAGGCAGAUCUUGUUGAUAAAGAUGAUUUGGAAUUAGUCGAGAUGGAAGCACGUGAACUUUUGAAUGACUACUCUUUUAAUGGUGAGACUACCAAAGUAAUUUAUGGCUCUGCUCUACAGGCUUUACAAGGAGAAGAUCACAAUUGUAUUGAUGAAUUAUUAAAAGCUUUGGAUUCUUUAAAAGCGCCAAAUCGUACGGAGGAAGGCUCGUUUCUAAUGCCAAUAGCCAACAAAAUAAAAAUUCCAAACAGUAAAGAUUCCGUUUUGAUUGGAACAGUUGAAAGAGGGCAGCUUAAAAAAGGCGAACAUAUCGAAAUUAGAGGGUUUGAACAUUUCCAAAAAGUAACGGCUGGCGAAAUUCAAGUAUUUAAGAAAACUGUACGGGCUGGAGAACAAUGUGGAAUUUUAUGUAGAAAUUUAAUUUUUGAUGGUGUUCAUAAAGGAAUGUGGUUAGGCGCUCCUGGGACUGUGCAAACGACAAAUAUUGUUAAGAUUAAACUUUACAUGCUAAAUGAAAACGAAAAUGGUCGGAAACAAGGCAUCCGUUCUGGCCACACAGUCCUUACUUUUUGCACAACAUGGGAUAAAGGAUGUAGAAUAUUUUUUGAUAAUGAACUUUUAAUGCCUGGAGAAGUUACAAAUGGCUAUUUAGUUUUUCUUAGAGAAGUGCCGAUAAGAAAAGGAUCUAAAAUUACCUUACGAGAGUCAAGAAGACGCGUUUUAGGACACGGAGUUGUUGUAGAACUUUAUGAACAGCAAUUUCUUGAUACUUGGAAUCGUUUUGAUGCUGAAGGAUUCCUCAAAGAUUUGAAGCCUUUAGAUGAAAAUAAAAAAAGAAAAUAA